UCUUCCCCAAGGAAUAAUAAAGCCAUAUAUAUAUGCAUCAUAUCAUCCUUAUCUUUAGGCCUCCUUUUGACCUCUUGUCACUUCCAAUUAUAUAAUAUAAGUUGAGCCAAGACAUAGAUUGAGUGAUGGACACAUUUGGAUCGGUGGAGCUUGAUUUCUCUUCAUAUAUCCAGCAGCAGCAGCAACAGCAGGGUUUCAAUGGGGUUUCUUUGACUCUAGGGUUACAACAACACGGUGGAAGCGGGUGAGCCUGGCAUUCCCUCCUCCUUCGGUGAGCAGUCAUCAUAGCUCGCUCUUCUAUGCAACAACCAUUGAUGCUGCUAUGCCUACUAUUGUUGGAAUGGCACCGAAAAACCAGGAUGCCAUUGAUGCUGCUAUUGUUGGAAUGCUUGCAGAUCCCAAAGAGGCAAGGGCUAGAAUCAGAUAUGUUCACUUUUUACCUUUCAAUCCUGUUGACAAGAGAACUUCUCUGACUUACAUUGAUGCUGAUGGAAACUGGUACUGUGCCAGCAAAGGCGCUCCGGAGCAGAUCAUGAACUUGUGUAAUCUAAGGGAUGAUGCUAAGAAGAAGGUUCAUGCCAUUAUUGAUAAGUUCGCCGAAAAAGGCCUUCGUUCCCUAGCCAUUUCAAGACAGGAAGUUCCUUCUUGGCAAGACAAAGAUGCAAGUAUCGCCACACUUCUCGUCGAAGAGUUAAUUGAGAAAGCCGAUGGAUUUGCCGGAGUCUUUUCAGGGAAACAAGUUUUGGCCUUAAGCAACAUAAAGCUCAGGUUGGCCAUCAAUGAAGAGGCUCAUGAACUUUUCGCCAUCGAUGGUUUCCUUUUCAAUGAGAAGUUGGACAAUCUUGUGAAAGAUGUCAAUAUGGGUGGUUAUGAUUUGCUUACCUCUACAUCCACAACAUCGGCAGUUGCCAUGGAGUAA
Messenger RNA from Arachis duranensis, 919 nucleotides. Its product is annotated as plasma membrane ATPase 4. Bases 323 to 919 code for a protein of 198 amino acids. The transcript is spliced from 5 exons. Gene Ontology annotation, molecular function: nucleotide binding; P-type proton-exporting transporter activity. Gene Ontology annotation, cellular component: plasma membrane. Gene Ontology annotation, biological process: regulation of intracellular pH; proton transmembrane transport. Lineage: Eukaryota; Viridiplantae; Streptophyta; Magnoliopsida; Fabales; Fabaceae. The record is from RefSeq and is a predicted model, not a curated record.